CUCCUCCUCGUAGUCGCGGCCAUCGAGUCCUCCUACUUUCACUGUUACUAUCACGUCCGUCUGCUCUGUCUUCGAGUGCCCAAGGCAAGACCUCGUUUCUGCGACCUUACUUAUUUCUGGGGCAACAAUCUUGUUAACUCACUGCGCAUCGCAUUCUCCACUGGCCGUUUGCUGCGCACGACCGAUGACAUUGAACCCGCACACAUUUCUAUAGUUCGCUCCUUCGCCCGGAGCCACGACACUACUCUCCAGUCUGAGCUGGCCUUUUGACGAUGCUCAUCAGGAUGUUCCAGGCCUGCGUGGAGUAUUGCAGGGCAAGACGUUUCACAGGCCGUCACCUUCUCUUCGCAGUCAUUGGCUGUGUCCUGGUGGUAACCCUCUACUAUUCCGCCCUCUCAAACACAGUAUCUAGCAGCGAGAUAUGGCGGACUGUCCAGCCAGUGCCUACGACCCCGCCUCAUGUAUGGAAGGAGAGAGCCGAAGCGGUCAAGAACGCAUUCCGCCAUGCGUACAGUGGCUACGAGAGACACGCCAAACCCCACGACGAAUUGCGGCCUCUCACUAAUGGGACGAAAGACAACUUCAACGGAUGGGGCGUGUCAUUAUUCGACUCCCUGGACACUAUGAUAAUGAUGGGGCUGAAUGAUGAAUUUGCACGGGCCUUGCCCGUCGUGUCGAGAGCUACUUUCGAGACGAACGCCCCUGUGACAAACCGACAUGUGGGCUAUGCUCCAUUCUUCGAGACUGUCAUCCGCUACCUCGGAGGGCUCCUUUCGGCAUACGCUCUCUCGCGCGAACCGUUGUUGCUUCAACGAGCCGACGAUCUGGGGCGCAUGCUCUCUCCUGCUUUCGAUACGCAGAGCGGGUUCCCGGCUUUCGGUGUCGACACUGUCACUGGUGAGACCAUCGGGGGAUCCUCGGGUGUCCUUGCGGAGAUCGCUAGCUGCCAAGUCGAGUACACCUACCUCGCAUUGGUUACAGGCAACAAGGUGUAUUGGGAGAAUUCGGACGUGGUUAUGAAGGGCCUCUACCGGGCAAAUCUGACCAGACUUGGGGGCAUGCUUCCGAGGCGGUGGAAUCUCGCCACCGGAAACCCCGCAGAUGAGUUCCUCAGCGUAGGCGCUGCAGCAGACAGCGCGCACGAAUACUUAUUGAAGCAGUUCCUUCUGACCGGCAAACAAGACAAGCAAGCAUUAACAUUAUACCUUCGAGCAACUAAUCACAUCCUCACGCACAUGAUAUACCUCUCCGAGUCGCGCGACCUCCUCUACGUGACGGAUACCAACCGCAAUUUCAUACCCAGCCACAACUUCGAGCAUUUGUCGUGCUUCCUGCCGGGCCUCCUCGCGCUCGGCGCCGAUCAGAUUGAUCUCUCCCUCGACGACCUCGACUACGAGACGCUCGGGCCGGUGGGCCAGCGUUCGUACGACCUCCUGCGGAACUACGAUCUGCGAGCGCUGCACCGCUGGGCGGCGGAGGGGCUCGGGACGACGUGCUGGCUCUUGUACGAGGAGCAGCCGUCCGGCCUUGGCCCCGACGUCGUGCACUUCCAGCCGAAUACGGGCGAGUGGCCAGCCCGGGGAGCGCCCCCGGAGCACACGGGCAAGCUCUGGAUCGACGGGAUGGAGAAGUGGCGCAAGGGCGGGGCGCAGAGCUACCCACCUGGUCUGGGGGAGAAGAAGCCUGUGAGAUUCACCCGUGAUGAGAUCGGCAGCGCGAAGCUGCGGGCUCUGCGGGUCCCCGAGCGCGAUUACGUCCUGUCGCGGUCUGAGUACUUCCUGAGACCUGAGACGCUCGAGUCCGUCUACUUCUUGUGGAAGACGACGGGUGACCCCAUCUGGAGAGAGCGGGGGUGGUCGAUUUUCGAGUCGAUCGAACGAGAGACGAAGACACAGUCCGGGUACGCUUCGUCGAAGAACAUUUUGCUAUCGCCGACGCUGCUGGACGAUGAUAUGCCGAGCUAUUUCCUGGCCGAGACGUUGAAGUACCUGUAUCUGCUCUUCCACGACGAAGAUCUCGUGCCCCUCGACCGGUGGGUCUUCAACACGGAAGCGCACCCACUGCCCGUGUUCGCCUGGUCGUCCUGGGAGAGGAACAAGUUCGGCAUUCCGGAGCCGUCUCCGUGAUGAGGAGGUCCCCUCGGACGACUGUAGCGGUGUGUGCCUGUCCCUUCGUCUCGAUCGUCCGACAGUUCAUUUCGGCAGCAGUGGCCGCGCGGUGGUCGGUGCCAGCGAGAUGAGCCGGCGGACAUGCGGUAUGCCGUCCCGAGUUGAGCGCAACUCCGGGGGAAUUCACGUGUGCCCGCUGCGCGGGGCGGCCUGAUGUUUAGUGCGGGGUAGGACUGUAUAGAAAUCUAGAACACACUGUUCGCGGACUGAUCGUAAUCAUAUAAGACUGCCGUACUUAUUGUGAGUCGCCGGUGGUCAUCUGUGGUCAUGUUUCUGCGCCGCGAGCUCAUCCUGAA
Fomitopsis serialis is the source of this 2464-nucleotide messenger RNA. RefSeq names its product glycoside hydrolase. Gene Ontology annotation, cellular component: Golgi membrane; endoplasmic reticulum. The coding region runs from base 273 to 2126 and encodes 617 amino acids. The transcript has 10 exons. Gene Ontology annotation, molecular function: calcium ion binding; mannosyl-oligosaccharide 1,2-alpha-mannosidase activity. NCBI's taxonomy places the organism in Eukaryota, Fungi, Basidiomycota, Agaricomycetes, Polyporales, Fomitopsidaceae. The record is from RefSeq and is a predicted model, not a curated record. Gene Ontology annotation, biological process: carbohydrate metabolic process; N-glycan processing.